CUGCGGGACUGGGACAUGGGCAACGAGUGCUUCCUGGCCGGCACCACCGCGCACCUGCCCCCCGCCGAGCAGAACCUUGCCAGAUACAGGCUCCGUGUGGUUGAGCCACCACAACUGCCUGUGAGGAAAAGCCCCUCCCCUGAUGAAGAUGGUCCAGACACUGAGCCCAACCUGUGGAUGUGGGUGAACCCCAACAUCGUGUUUCCCCCUGGAAAGCUGGAGGUCUCACAGCCCAGGAAGGGGGAGGGCUUGACCAGCAUACUCCCCUCCCCUCCGCUGCCCCCGAAAGAGGAAGACUGUGCCCACUGCUCAAAGGUCGAUGCCGUGGAGCUGCUGCCUGCGUCCUCCAGGGAGCAGUCUCCCCCUCGGAAGCAGCUCCCUUCUUCCCCCAGCAGCUCAGAGCUCACAGAAGAGGAGGCGAAGGACCAGCACGACCGCUCCUCUGUGGCUCUCCUGUCCCCUCACAAAAGGGCCCCCCUCCAGAGUCGGAGGCUCCGGCAAGCCACCAGCCAGGAGGGGAGGCCCUGGCCCCGGCCCCCCCUCCAUUACUUCCACCUCAUAGCACUGGCACUAAGAAACAGUCCCCCCUGCGGCCUCAACGUGCAGCAGAUCUACAGCUUCACCCGACAGCAUUUCCCCUUCUUCCGGACGGCGCCCGAGGGCUGGAAGAACACCAUCCGCCACAACCUCUGCUUCCGAGCCAGCUUCGAGAAAGUGCGGGCCAGCACGCAGGCCGGGGCCUGCCUCUGGAAGCUGACGGAGGAGGGACGCCGCCGCUUCGAGGAGGAGGCCCGGGCCUUGUCCUCCGCGCAGCUGGAAAGGAUCCAGCAGUGCAUGAGCCAGCCAGGUGUGAUGCCCUUCCUCUUUGACCUGUAAGUCCAAGACGGAGAGGCAGCUUGUGCCGUAUUAAAGUUCCCUGCAGCAGCCGUGUGUGUGUGGUCUCUGAGGAGGGGGGAGGGGACAGGGGAGGUGAGCUCUGAGGUUGGGAAUGGGGUGUCCUCAGAGCUGCUGGAUGCCCCAGAGGCAGCGGGGCAGUGGCCUGGUGUGCAGCAAAGGGGUCCCAUACUCUUCCUCUCCUCAAAGGAAGAAAAUACUUACCGUCUUUGGGAUCCUGGUGCAAU
Molecule: messenger RNA, 1121 nt
Organism: Myotis lucifugus (little brown bat)
Lineage: Eukaryota; Metazoa; Chordata; Mammalia; Chiroptera; Vespertilionidae
Gene: FOXR1
Product: forkhead box R1
Exons: 6
Coding region: 16-876 (286 amino acids)
Biological process (GO): regulation of DNA-templated transcription
Cellular component (GO): nucleus
Molecular function (GO): sequence-specific double-stranded DNA binding; DNA-binding transcription factor activity
Source: RefSeq, a predicted model, not a curated record